GUACAAGGCAUUGUUUAAAACCGACAAUAUUAUAGAAAGCGAACGUUGAUUUAACCCACUCACAUGGGGAAGGAAAUUUGCUUAUUUCCAUAUAAUAGAAAAGUGUCAACCCUCAGUCAUGUGAGAUUUGACAUUCAAGCCGUCAAUUUCCCGUCAGUUUUCCGUUUAACCCAACCCCUACAACUCCCGACUCUCUCGACGAAGAUUUCGAAACCGGGAGUGACGCUUUCAAACUUGAAGAAGUUCUCGAAGCACCACCGACGACGCCCGAUCUCAUGGGAGACGGAGUGGCUGGUGUUGUGAUUCUCGAUUUUAGUGAGACAUGAGACAGAGGAAGAUGCGAACCCACGCCAACGAACGGGAACGAGGAAGGACUCAAAGUGUCAAUGGAGCAUUUCAACAUCUCAGGGAUCUCAUUCCCACCGAACCCAUGGACCGAAAACUAUCCAAGAUUGAAACCCUAAGAUUGGCCACCUCGUACAUUGAGCAUCUGGCCACUGUUCUCCAUUGCCCAGACAGUAUACCAGCCCCUUGUUUGGCCGGGACCAACGAUAUCCUCGGUCCAGUCGAUCCGGGCAUGGUUCAUCGCCAUCAAAGGCAGAUUUGCACGUUUUGUCUGUCGCAUUUGAAGAGGAGCUCGGAUAAGAAGCCGGGACAAGAUAUGCCUGAUUCCCUCCCAAGUCAUUAUCUGGUUGAAUACAAUGAAUCCAUGGAGAAAUCCGACUCGAGCAUUCCAGUCAGUGACACCUUUGCCACGUUUUCCAACUCAUAUUACGGUUUGUAAUCGAGUGGAUUCCAUCCGAUAUCCUCUCAUUGGUGCUAAAUGAUAUUUGAGAAGUAAUAAAAUUCAAGUCCCGUUGCGUGAAUUUGCUCGUCAGUGUCUUGGCUAAACAUGUCUUUGAUAGGUUUUCGGAUAAUCAAUUAGGGGUUCAGUCACUCCAUUACAAUCAUCCUUUGAGGUUGGGGUUCAUCAAUCAACGUGGAACACCAUUUGUCCCACUUUUGAACCAGUUUAGGCAUGCAAAUACGGCCGUGUAAGUAUUCCUCGUCAUUUCGAGAAGGGACAUCCCGCCUUGGCUUUCACCCAAAAAGACGACGAUAUACAAUCAAAUAUUCAUCCGCCCUGACAAUCUCCAGUUGAGCGCCUGAAGCCCGGAGUUUUAGUCCUUCAUUUGAGAAACACACACGUUAAGAAGAGUACCAAAUGUACCUGACUUUCUCAUCCGGCGAUCAUACAUCAACUCUAUGGGGGCAAUGGCCUACUUUCGGUUAAUGCCAUGUUCUUUGAUUGCUAUUCUCGUUAGAGAACAGAGAAAUUGGGGAAGAGGUCAGGAAAGGUGCAAGAAGGCCUUUUCAAUCCUUGGAUUGACGCUUAUCAAAACAAACCUGCCUUCCAAAUGUGGUGAGAACUUUGCGCAACAU
This is a messenger RNA of Tigriopus californicus, 1422 nucleotides long. Its product is annotated as transcription factor 15-like. Gene Ontology annotation, biological process: regulation of transcription by RNA polymerase II; developmental process. The record is from RefSeq and is a predicted model, not a curated record. Bases 323 to 784 code for a protein of 153 amino acids. Lineage: Eukaryota; Metazoa; Arthropoda; Copepoda; Harpacticoida; Harpacticidae. Gene Ontology annotation, molecular function: protein dimerization activity; DNA-binding transcription factor activity, RNA polymerase II-specific; RNA polymerase II transcription regulatory region sequence-specific DNA binding. The transcript is spliced from 2 exons.